Nicotiana attenuata is the source of this 1773-nucleotide messenger RNA. RefSeq lists its product as uncharacterized. NCBI's taxonomy places the organism in Eukaryota, Viridiplantae, Streptophyta, Magnoliopsida, Solanales, Solanaceae. Bases 1 to 1773 code for a protein of 590 amino acids. The transcript is spliced from 2 exons. Gene Ontology annotation, biological process: proteolysis. The record is from RefSeq and is a predicted model, not a curated record. Gene Ontology annotation, molecular function: aspartic-type endopeptidase activity.
AUGACGCGAAGCAAAAAUUCAGAGAAAAACAUGGAGGAAUUGGAUGAAAAACUAACUGCCAUUAACGAGCAGUUGCAGAAAUUGAUGGAUGGGAUGAUGGUUAUCGGUGAGCACAAUGUGCAGACUGAUAAGGAGCUACUGGAGUUGAAGGAAUCCAUGGGAAUGAUGAAUCAGAAGGGAAAGGAAAAGGAAACGAUGAGAGCUGAAUCAUCAAAUAUCAGAAUUGGAUCGAUGGAUCCUCAACAAGAAGGCAGAGGCAGAGAAGUUCAGCAAGGUAUGAAUCAUAGUAGCAACCAUCUCACUCGAUAUUCUAAACUAGAAUUCCUUCGAUUUGCUGGAAUAGAUUUAAAAAAUUGGUUGUAUAAGAUCGAUCAAUUCUUCUUUAUGGAUGAAGUUGCUUUUGAUCAAAGAGUUAAGGAUUUUUGUGCUAGAUCCCACUUGGAUGAGUAUGUGUUGGCAUUGAAUGAAAGGUUUGGAGAUGGAUUCGAAGAUCACAUGGAGGCAUUGAAAAAUCUGCAACAAACUGGUAAUGUUAGGGAUUACCAGGCAGAAUUUGAUAGACUUUUAACUGGUGUUAAUUUGUCCAAUGAAAAUGCAAUCAGUUGUUUCCUUGGAGGCUUAAAACCAGAAUUGAACAAAUUUGUUAGAAUUCAAUCCCCCAGAACCUUGUUACAAGCUUAUAAGAUUGCUAGGUUACAAGAAGAAGUGUUUGAAGCUCAAGCUGAAUCAUGGGGAUUUAAGCCUAGGUUGAGUAACAGUUCUGGCCUUUUGCCUAAUCCCAAUAACAAUAAACUCCAGUAUAACCCAAAGAGCCAAAUACCAAACUCCACUAUCAAAAAGCCUUUUGAACCUAACUUUACAAAAAACAACAGACCUUAUGGGAUGAGGUUGACUGCAGCUGAAAUGAAUGAUAAAAGAUCCAAGGGUCUAUGUUUCUUUUGUGAUGAAAAGUAUAUACCAGGACACAAGUGUAAGAACAACAAGCAAUUGUACUUAUUAGAAGUGAUAGAAGGUGAAGAGUUAGAGGUGGAUGAGGUAGAGAUGACAACUGGAGAUAUGGUAGACUCAAAUGAGUUUAUGGCUAUAUCACUGCAAGCCUUUACAAGUGCAGCAGGGUAUCAGACCAUAAGAGUCACUGGUUACCAUGAGAAAAGACCAUUGCAGGUGUUGAUAGACACUGGGAGUACUCACAACUUUAUUGAUGAAUUAGUAGCUGCUAAAUUGGGCUGCAAAGCUUGUUCAAUUCAAAGACAAUCUGUUAGUGUUGCAGAUGGUAGGAAGGUGCAGACUGCUUCAGUUUGUAAGGAUAUGAAAUGGUUACUGCAAGGUACCGCCUUCUCCUCUGACUUUUUAUUACUACCAUUGGGCAAUAUAGAUAUUGUAUUGGGAGUUCAAUGGUUGAAUACUUUAGGAAGGAUAUUGUUUGACUUUAAAAAGAGAACAAUUAAAUUCAUAUACCAGGGAAAGAAACAUGUUUUGAGGGGUGCUAAUGACCAACUUAAGACUGCCAAGGUUAAGAGUUUGGUCAAGAAGAGUAGUGAUGAAGCUCAAUUCUUCAUGAUGUCCUUAGAUAGUGAGGCUAGUGGUAUUCAUUGCCACAAUAUACAUGCUAUACCAAGAGCUGAUCAAUUGCCAGAAUUAGCAGCUCUCAUUAAACAGUAUGAUAGGGUAUUUGAACCACCUACUACAUUACUACCUCAUAGGGGCUCUUUUGAUCACAGAAUUCCUCUUAAGGAAGCUUCCAAUCUUGUGAAUAAGAGACCUUAUAGGUAA